This is a messenger RNA of Amoebophrya sp. A120, 1193 nucleotides long. The record is from the annotation of a GenBank genome assembly. Lineage: Eukaryota; Dinophyceae; Syndiniales; Amoebophryaceae.
CGCGAAGAACAACUAGGAACAAUUUACGACGACAGAAGAUCCGACGAGGAUCUCCUUUAGCUUCACUUGAUCUUGAUCAGCGAUGGAUCCGAUCUUCUACCUGAUGCUCUGCGAUGUUGGAUAUUCCGACUUCUUGUUCCCUGCAUACAUCGAUGUUGAACUGUCCCUGCCACUAGUCGAUUCCAUUUGGAUACUCAUUGCACCUCUAUCCACCACCAGGCUCUACAACUUUUGUUGAACUUGUUUAGAUCAAGAUUUGGAAAAAGAGGACUUAUCACUAGGCAAUCACUUUUUCUCCUGAAACGUUUACGUAGAAAACACGCAAAACCGAAAGCCGCUUUGAGUAUUUCAUCAUAAAUUUUCCUGGUUGGACUCUUCAAAAGCGGAACAAAAAAGACAAAAAAUGGGUCGUCUCGGGCGGGCCUUGUCAACAAAAAAGAAGUUGUUGCGACCACACGAGCGGGCAAGCGCGAACAAAAACAGAAAUGUCAGUGUGAAAACGCAUGAGGAAAGGAAAAAGGAGAAACGGGACCUGCAAGCGAUUAAGGAUCUCGAGAAAUCAUUGCUGGAGAGCGGGAAAGCAAAGAGGGUAUUUACUUUAUUUUAAUUUUUCUUUCACUCAAACUGGAAUACAAAGGAAUAAGUACGAACGCUGAGGUUCUGGGAAUGAGAUAUAGGCCAUGCAUAAUGUUGAUGAAAAAACAAAGUAGAAGCUGACUCCGUGUUCAACCACGAACCAAAACCGAAAGAGCAGUCCCAAUCUGAUUGCUCAUGAAAAACAAAUACUAAUACAAAACUAUUUUUAAUUCUAUCCCCAGGUCGCCGCCGCAAAGAAGCGUGCCGCGAAGAAGGCACGGAAGGCAGAAAACGAAAUCAAGAGCGGCCACUACCAGAUCAUCAAAGAUACGGAAAAGAUUCGAAGAUGGCACAAAAAGGCGAAAAGAGACCUAGUGAAGAUGUCGCAAGAGCAAAUGAACUUCAUUUCACAGAGGGCGGGGCAUUAGUUGCCUCUUGAAGAUGCUGGGACAAAAUUUCAUCUUCAAUACCGACCACUUCUGGUGAGGAAGCUGCAUAAGUACGCGCACAAAAAAUCCUAAAUAACGAAGAUCGACGACUAUGAAUUCACUCGUCGUCGUCGUGUUCCCAUCGGUUAAUCAAAGGAGCGCCGACACCCAACAAAUAUGCAGUGGCUG